Messenger RNA from Podospora pseudocomata, 1970 nucleotides. RefSeq lists its product as uncharacterized. Lineage: Eukaryota; Fungi; Ascomycota; Sordariomycetes; Sordariales; Podosporaceae. Bases 837 to 1970 code for a protein of 377 amino acids. The transcript is spliced from 2 exons. The record is from RefSeq and is a predicted model, not a curated record.
GACGAAAGUAGAGGAUGGCGACCAUUGUCAACACGCCUGGAGGCCGCCGCGUGGACAGUUACAGAGAGGUAAAGUUGUUUGUUGGGAUCUAGGCAGCAAUAAGAUGGAAUGCGGCUCUCUGUGAGAAUCUCACAGUUGCUGGCAGUUGUUUUUCCAGUGAAUAAGUGAAUGAAGGGAAAGGGGGGUGGCCAAUCACCGAGGGGCUUGGCAGCAAUUGGGAGGCUGUGUGGCUGUGUUGGGAUGACGCGUCUCCUCAAGUGGGGAGACUCUCUCUCUUUUCCUCUUAUUCACUUGUUCGAAGAAGAUAAGAUGGUGCCCAGAGAUGCAUCUCUCAUCAGAAAGCCUCGCGACGGAAAUAAUCACUACGAAGCUACUACCAUGACCUGAAACACACCUUCUCUCCCGAACCGGAGCUCGUCCAGUCACGACAACAUCAUGGAGAUGCUCGUGUUCCACCGCACAUCAAUCUCAUUGGGUAGCAAUUGGUGAAGAUUCCCUGCUUGCAUGGAAAGAGCUCGCAACAAGCUGGUGCCGUAGUGCCGCAGAUGUGGUUCUUUUCGAUGGCCGCUGAAUGGCUGCAACCCUGCUGCCAACCCAUCGCCAACCUCUCCUCACAGCGUCCCCCGAAUAGGGCAGAUGUGCCCAGGGUACACAGCCCCUCUCUCGUUUCUCAGCUCUGGACUGGACAUCCACAUGGGAUGACGGUCUUUUUUGUUUUCUAUUUCUCUUUUUGUCUGAAUGCUCCGGCAUUGCAGUUGUUCUUUUGCAGAAAGAACCUCGCUUGUUAGGUUUAUUCUGCCUUGUCCACCACCAUAGUUUGGUUGGUGAAGCAAUCAAUGAUGGGUUGGGGGUCAUCUUCAAGAUGGCUUGCCAUCGCCCGAACACUGCAGCUUGCUGCGGCUUUAGUAUCGACCGCUCUACAUGGCUUCAACACCAUAUGGAUUCAUGUCAAGAAGCUUGGUAUGACACAGCACAUGGUCAUCCUUGAGCUGUUGAUCGUCCUCAUCACCGUGUACACCACCAUCGCCAUUUUGGUUCAACACUACAACUGGCGUUCCAUAACGGAGCCAUGGCUGGUUGCUUUUGUGGUUCUCGACUUGAUCUUUUGCGCCAUGACGAUGGUCAUCAUAUCCUUGCUUGCCUGGAAUGGCCUUCCUGUCAGUUGUGUCGGCCUCACGCGGCCAAAGGAGUAUCUGGCCGGCGAUGCCCUGAACGGGUUCUCGACUAAUGGCUUCACUGACGGGAACCAAAACAUGCCCGGGGAACUAGACAAGUUCUGCCCUCUGGAGCGCGCAUAUUUUGGGUUCGCCCACGCUUUGGUCUUCUUUUACAUUGCGACCAUUGUCCUCAACAUCGUCCGCAUCUUGGAGCUCAAGUAUAUCAAGAUUGGCAGUUCGGGGGAGGAAGAGGAGGUGAAUCUUAAGGCGGUCAAGGACCUCGAGGAGCCAUCACCCAUCUCCAGCGCCGCAAGAGUCAAUCUGGCGCCACCAGCACCACCAAGCGAAGGCAUCGUUUCACGCACUGCUUCUCUUCGAAGCACCACGACGGCCUCAACAUCGCGCCCCGCUUACUCGGCGGUUCCUGCUCGGGCUCACACAGCCGCCAUCCCACGGCGACCCGUGGGAGCAGGCGGUGCGGUGCCAUCGCCACACCGACGGCCGCAGUCGGAUGCUUUCAACCGAGUCUCUUUGGACGAAGAUAGCGAUAAUGCCGAAGCAGCGUUGGUGUCAGACGGCAUGAGGCAUCAGCACCGACAACCACCUUCGAGAGACUACGUCCCUCACCCACCACAUCAACAGCAGUACCCGCACCCACAUAAUCACCACCGGAUGCCCAGUUUGCUCGAGGAGGACCAGAUGACGACCACGUCUGAUAUGGAACACGCGUUGGUGUCGGAUGGGAUGAGGCCAUCAGCACCCAUGCUUCCACCGUAUGAACCGGGCAAUAGACGGACCAGUAUAGGUGGUUAG